AAAGAAUAAACAUUCUAUGUUUGAUAAAAUUUCAUUAAUUACAGAUACGUAAUGUUUCUGAAAGAUAUGUAUGCCAUUUAAGUUGAGUUUUUCAGAAUAUUAGGAGUUAAUGACAGCGGAUUUUUAAGUGACACUGAAUCUUUCAUGGUCAUAUAGCGACUUUUCAGCUAAAAUGGCGGAGGAAGAUUUAGGUUUCAGGAUGAUAAAAAAGCUUGUGUGUUGUGUAAUAUUCGUUGUAUGUGUGGUCGGAAUUGCAGGUCAAAUUCCAGGUAUGGACUUUAUGCAGCAGAUUGCGAAUAAUCUGAACAGAAUACAAACCAUGAACAAUGCAAUGAUGAGGGAGGGCAUGAGCAGAGCUCAGGCUGGUAGACGCUAUGGUCCUGGUGCAACAAGAUUUAGAACACCUGACGGCGGUGUCGGAUAUGUUUACAACUCACCCGAUGGUUCAUCAAGCUCGUAUUCGUUUAGCUCAGGUGGCCCUUCACAUGGCUUCACCUACUCAUUCGGGCCAGGAGGAACAUACAGACGUGAAUGGUAGAUAGUGAGAUCAGUAAAAAAACGUCGAUUAGCUUGACAACGUUUGAAAUGAAAAAGAUAUUUUAAUAAAACUUGAUACUG
Molecule: messenger RNA, 618 nt
Organism: Ruditapes philippinarum (Manila clam)
Lineage: Eukaryota; Metazoa; Mollusca; Bivalvia; Venerida; Veneridae
Exons: 4
Coding region: 173-538 (121 amino acids)
Source: RefSeq, a predicted model, not a curated record